AUGACGAAAGCAGUCUCACUUCAUCCUUCUCGCUCUUUAUUAGAGCUAACAAAAGUUCAAAUAUCUUCUUCAUUAUUUCAAGGAACUACUUUUAUUUCAUCUUCUAAAAGGCAUUUAUUAAUAAGAUACUUCACAUCUAGAACUUUACAAGAAUCAAUAAAUACUAAAAAAAUGUCAAAAAAGCGUACCGAUGAAGAAUGGCAAGCAGUACUAACUAGUGAGCAAUUUAAAAUUAUAAGACAAAAAGGAACUGAAUUGCCAAAUACUGGAGAAUAUAAUAAGUUUAAGGGAAAAGGUGUAUAUAAUUGUGCAGCCUGUAAUACACCACUUUAUAUUUCUGACACAAAAUUUGAUUCUGGAUGUGGUUGGCCUGCUUUCUUUGAGGCUAUUCCUGGUGCUGUUAAUCGUCAUGAAGAUCGAUCCCUCGGAAUGAACAGAAUUGAAAUUACUUGUGCAGCUUGUGAUGGUCAUUUAGGUCAUGGUGAGGGUUGGAAGCAUACACCAGCUGAUGAAAGGCAUUGUGUUAAUAGUGUUAGUCUUAAAUUUUCUUCUGAAGAGGAAGAAAAAAAAGAUUAA
Messenger RNA from Scutellospora calospora, 576 nucleotides. Lineage: Eukaryota; Fungi; Glomeromycota; Glomeromycetes; Diversisporales; Gigasporaceae. The record is from the annotation of a GenBank genome assembly.